AUGAGCUACACGGCAAUAUAAUUGCUACUUCAUAUUAUCGCUUCUACUUCUGCUCACUGAUUAAGCUUCAAUUCUUCACCCAAACAUUACAUUACAUUACUAAGUGAGAUCGAAUUGAAGAAUAUAUAUAUAUGGCUUGUGUUGCUGUAAAUUCUCUUGUGAGGACCAUUGAGCUUGAGUUCUUGCAGCCUCUGCCUCGCCCAAUCGUUCGACAAAACCAACUCAUCCCUGCCAAUGAAAACUUGAUCCAAAAUCUCCACCAGAAGCUUGGUGAUCUCAUAGAGCUGUUUGAUGAGAACAGGAUGGAUGGUAUCCAAGCUAUUAAACACUUGGAAACUAAGCUCAGAGAUGUGGCUUUCCGAGUGGAAAAUGAAAUUGAAUUCCAAAUCGUACAUCUUUAUGAGAUAGAGGGAAAUGCAGGAAUAGCAGGUCUUUUUGUGAAAACACCACAGAGCACUAUUGAUUCAAAAGAAGGAGAAAACUUGAGAAUUGAUGCCCAAGGAAAUUGGCAUUCUUUCAAACUUGGUUAUAUUUUGAAAAGAGCAAUAAGAGACAUUGAUGCCAUCCACAAAGAGUUGUCCAAAUUGCAAGGAAUUGGAAGGAAAACAACUGCAGGAGUUGAUGUGAUGAUGAUGGCGGGGGAUCACCAACACGCUUCACACUCCCAUCCCCUACACAGCAGCAGCAUAAUGGUGGGGAAAAACAAUGAGUUCCACACUGUAAAGGCCAUGCUAAUUCACCAUUCAUCAAGGCAACGGGAAAUUGUCUCCAUUCAAGGUAUGGGAGGCAUCGGCAAGACAACCUUAGCUAGACGAGUUUAUGAAGAUCCAUCAGUUGCCUCCCGCUUUGACAUUCGAGCUUGGGUUGUUGUUUCACAAUAUCAUAAUAGGUUACAAAUGCUUACAGAUCUUCUUAAAUCAAUUGGGGGUUGUGAAGUGGUUAGCAGCACUGAAGAGGAUCAGCUAGCACAACGACUGUACCAAAAUCUGUUGCAUCGAAGGUACUUUGUUGUGAUAGAUGACAUUUGGAGUGUCGAGGCUUGGGAUUCCGUUAAAGCUUGCUUUUCAGAUAAUGGAAAUGGCAGUCGAGUUUUGUUGACUACUCGCUCUGCACAGGUGGCUGCUUUUAUAGGCUCUAACAGUGACUUUUCGCAUCAAAUGCAAUUUUUAGAAGAAGGUGAGAGUUGGAAUCUAUUUCAAGAAAAGACAAGCAAAUUUCAAGGUUCUGAAUUCGAUAUGAUUGGGAGACAGAUUGUUAAGAAAUGCAAAGGGUUGCCUUUGGCAAUUGUUGUUGCUGCAGGUUUAUUUUCCAAACUUCAUACGCUAGAUGAGGGGAAGAAUGUUGCAAAAAUUCUAAAUUCAUCUGCAACAACAACAAUUGAUGAAGAAUGCUCAAGGAUACUCUCAUCGAGUUACAAUCACUUGCCUCACAGUUUGAAGGCUUGUUUUUUAUAUUUGAGCUUAUUUCCAGAAGAUUACGAGAUUCAUGUUAGUGAGAUUGUAAAGUUAUGGGUUGCCGAAGGACUUGUAAAGACAUCCGAGGAUAUGAGCUUUGAUGCGGUGGCUAGAAGGCACAUUCAAGAACUCAAGGAUAGGAACCUAAUUCUUGUAAGUCGGCUAAGUAGUUGUGGAAGAAAAGUAAAGACAUUUAGAAUGCACGAUUUAUUACAUUCUUUUUGUGUGAGGGAAGCUAAAAAGGAGAAUCUUCUGCAUGUUGUCUAUGAAAAUGGAUCCAAUUCCUCUCAGAAAGGUUUCCGAUGGUUAAGCAUCCAAUCAACAAGGUUUAACAAACAAACAUUAUAUUCUUCUUUAAUAUACUGUCGAUCCAUCUUCAGCUUUCCCGGUCAGUAUACAUCUUUAAAUUCAAAAAUUUGCCCCCUAUUAAGAGUACUCUAUAAUAAUCAGUGUGGGGUUGCUUAUCUUGUCCAUUUGAGAUGCGUGUUGUCACGGCAGACAGUUUCAACCAUUCCAUUUCGUAGUUGGAAUCUUCAAACACUUUCAGUUCUUCGUAUUGAUGAAAUCAGCUUUUUAGAGUUUCCACAACUACAACAUUUCCAUGGUUACGGAAUUCCUAUGGAUUGUCCCAUACGUUUUCAUCAAGACUUGAAGCGCAUUGGUACGUUGAGAGAUGAUCACUGCACAAAAGAAUUUUUUACCAAUAUUCCAUACGUAGAGAAGGUAAAAAUUAGUUCUAAGGGAGGUUGGAAUGAUUGCUUUAAUAACAUUGCCUGUUUACACCAACUCCAGAGUCUGGAUUUUUUUUGUUAUAGGCCGGGUCAGAUUCCAAAUAACAACUGCAUUGUUAGCUUGAAAAAUCUUAGGAAGUUGAGGUUUUGGACUGUGAACUUUGAGAGUAAGACAAUUAAUAUUUUUAGCAAGUUGCCUAAACUUGAGCUGGUACUACUAAUGGGGUGUGACUGGAUCGGUGGAGAGUGGGAGCUACUCGAAAAUGAGAGUUUUGACCAGUUAAUUUAUUUGGAAAUUAAAUAUAGUAAUCUUAAGCGCUGGAAAGCAAGUGCUUGUCAUUUUCCGAACCUUGAGCGUCUAGUCAUUGAUGGGUGCAAAGAAUUGGAAAAAAUUCCAGCUGAGUUUGCAGAAAUUCCAAACUUAAAGUCAAUCGAAUUGAAUGGAUGUCUUCAUUCUGCGAUGGAUUCUGCCAUGAAAAUUCAAAGACAGCAACGUAGGCAAGGAAAUGAUAAUAUGGUUGUCAUUAAGAAAUUCACAAUAAAAGAGAUGCGGCAUGUUCUCAAGAUCAGACGUUCAAAAUUGAUGUGAAUAACAUAUAUAUUUAGGCAUUUCAGUGGGGUGUGUGAUAUUUGGGCAUUUGAAUUCUUCCACUAAUCUGCUAUUUGUAUUCAGCAAAGUGUUGAGACUUCAAAUAUUAUUAUAUUGUUGUAUUCUAGUAGUUGGAACCUUUCUUCCAAAUCUGUUGUCUACUUAUCAGACAGUAACAUUUCUUUGUGAACUACUUUUUUCUUUAACUAAAUACCUUUCUUUCUCAUUCAUAUAGCAUAUUAUAUGGCA
Messenger RNA from Ipomoea triloba (trilobed morning glory), 3023 nucleotides. Its product is annotated as late blight resistance protein R1-A-like. Bases 132 to 2774 code for a protein of 880 amino acids. The record is from RefSeq and is a predicted model, not a curated record. Gene Ontology annotation, molecular function: ADP binding. NCBI's taxonomy places the organism in Eukaryota, Viridiplantae, Streptophyta, Magnoliopsida, Solanales, Convolvulaceae. The transcript has 2 exons. Gene Ontology annotation, biological process: defense response to other organism.